AUGCAGGAAUUCCUGUCUCCAGCGCUCCGCCAACUGCCGCAGCCCGACUCCGAGAAGAGGCGACUGCGCGAGCUGUCCAGGUACUACUGCGCAAUCCCCCGCCCAGCUGGUUUCACUGAAGACCCUGCCGCAACCCCAACCCCCAGGGACGAUGACUCGGAGCCCAAUCUCAAUGCCGCGCGACUCUCGUCCGAUAUUACGCUGACGGCGCUGACCCAGCUCGGUGUAUACAAGUUCGGUUGCAUGCGGUCUUAUGUCUCGCUUAUUGACGGCCAGAAUCAGCAUAUCGUCUCCGAGGCGACUGGGUCCAUCUCUCUACGCGACGGGACCAAACACCAGCCGAAUGAUGGCUUACAUCUGGGAGUCACGACGCUGGACCUGGUGUUUGGGGUUUGUCCCCAUGCCGUCAAGCUGUUCUCCGGCCAUGAUGUACCGCACUUGCAAAAUACAAACAAUGUCACCGCGAACAGCACCCGCUACAUCGUCCGCGACUUUACUCUUGAGGAAUACUUCAAGGACCGACCAUACGUGACGGAAUGGCCGCAUUUUAGAUUCUAUGCAGAAGUCCCGAUCUACAGUCCGUCUGGCCACGUUCUCGGUAGCUAUUGCGUGGUCGACAACAAGCCGCGCAGUGAUUUCAGCGAGGCGGACGUCGCGGCCCUCCAAGAGGUAUCCGAUGCGAUUGCACUACAUCUCGAGAAUGUGCGAACGGUUCACUUCCAUCGGCGGUCCGACCGCCUCGUGAAGGGGUUGAUGGCAUUCAUCAAAGAUCGACCGAACGACGAGACUGCCCCCUUGACAGCUGCGAACCUACGUAACGCUGCUGUAUCGCCUCCGACCCGACAGUCAGAACUGUGGGAGCCAGAUAGUCUUCGCCUUGGAGGACUGUCCCUGACCACUGACCCGACUAGAGAGACUUCACCGUUGUUUUCUAACCGCGACGGAGGGGACACUGAUGCGACAUCGCCGUCUGUUGCGGUCCACAACUCAGCACCAGCGGGAUCACCGCCGCUGAACAAUUUUCUGGAGGCUGAUUCCCCUGGGGAACUGGGAUUCUUUCAUGGCCAGAUGUUUGGGUCUUCGAGUGGAAUGGGUACGCCAUCACUCGCCUCACAGGACAACAUCCCUCUCUCAACCCUCAUUGCCAAUGUCUUCGCCCAUGCCAGCUCGGUAUUGCAGGACUCAAUGGACGUGGACGGUGUUCUAUUUGUCGACGCUUCUUGGUCCAAUUCUGGAAUUGUUCGAUCAAAAACCGACCUGCUGGACUGGGAGCCUCUGCCCAAGAACGCGGACCCGAGACUUCGAAGCGAGUCUCCACAUAUCCCCGUCGUUCUACCUGAAGAAAGCCCCUGCGAUGUUCUCGGCCUGGCGUCUAAUGAGACCGGCCCUCAAUACCCUGUACCCGAUUCACUUCUUCGGCAGUUGAUUGCUGCCCUCCCCCAGGGUGGUGUUCUCCAUCCAGGCGAUGUUUCUCCCGACCCUUCGCUGCUGGAGAACCGACUGGCGAAACAUUUCCCGCAGGCAAAGUCACUGCUAUUUGUCCCUUUGUGGGAUUGGAACAAGGGCCAAUGGCUUGCGGGCACAUUUGUAUGGACGAAGGACAGCGAUCAGGAGCGCUUCCUGGGACUGGACGAACUGCACUACUUCAGAGCCUUUGGCGACUCGAUUAUUUCAAAGAUUGCGCGACUGGAUUGGUCUCAGAAGGAGAAGUCCAAGUUCGAUUUCAUAUCUUCUGUGAGCCACGAGCUUCGCUCACCGUUACAUGGUAUGCUCGCGAAUGCCGAGCUCUUGUCUGCAUCGUCUUUGCGGCCUGAGCAGCGUGAAGCCAUAAAGGCCCUCGAGACCUGUGGUCUUACUCUGCUAGAUACGAUUAACAAUUUGCUGGACUUUACGAAGAUCAACAACCUCACCUCCCUCAACCAGGGCGCCUCGUUCAUCACCGAGCUGGCUAGUACGUUUGAUCUGGAUGUGCUGGUUGAGGAGGUCGUGGACAGUGUGUUUUCCGGAAUGCGCCAUGCUGCUACUCCAUCAACGUCCACGCCGAGCUCUUCCUCCGCGUCCGAGACAUACGCAUUCAAACGCGAUGUUGCCGUCGUCCUCCGAUUUGAGACCCGCGACCAAUGGAAGAUCAACUCCAUGACUGGCGCCUGGCGGCGGAUUGUCAUGAACAUCCUGGGCAACGCGCUCAAAUAUACCGACAUAGGCUUCAUUGAGGUCUCUGCGUCAUUCCUGCCCCCAUCAAGUGACUCAGGGUCAACCGUUGCCCACCUGCGCUUCGUUGAUAGUGGCUGUGGAAUGUCACAGGAGUUCCUAAGGAACAAGCUGUUCUCGCCUUUUGCGCAGGAAGAUGCGCUAUCCGAAGGCACCGGUCUCGGGUUGAGUAUCGUGAAGCAACUUGUAUCCUCCCUGAAUGGCUCCAUCGAUGUGAAGAGUGAACCGGGAGCUGGCACACAGGUGGAUGUGUAUAUUCCUGUUCAGCCUGUGCCAGUAUCUGCCAACGGAUCCGUCGUCACGGUCGUUGAAGGAGCUGCCGAUAUAGAACUGCCAAAUAUGAAGUUCUCCCUGAUUGGCUUUGGGGCGUAUCCUGAACUCUCAGAGGAACCGACCGGCACUUUGAGCCCCGCUGCAAAGCGCAAGAUUUGUUUACAGAGCUUUUUCUCAAACUUGGUUACGGAACAACCUUCUUGGACUGUCUCUCAUGCGGAGUCACUGGAACAGGUGGAUGGUGGUAUCGCGAUCAUCGAAGAAAGUGUGCUGAAACAACUGUACAACGACGAAUAUUUGCGUUGUCAUCAUGAGGAGAAACAAAUUAGAUUUGUUUGUCUUUGCGACGGCUUGCCUUCCGAACAUACAAAUGAGCCUGUUGGCGGAGGAGCGGUGGUUCGGUUAUACCAACCAUUCUCGCCGCGAAAAGUCGUACAGAUUCUCAAAUCAAUUGCGCAAACUGAACCCCGGCCUUCGAUAACUGGGCCUUGCCCCCAAAGUGCACCGGGGCUUUCUGUUACUGGGGACGGCCCAGAAAAUAAUACCAGCCCAAAUGCUGUUGUCUCAGAGCCCAGAGAUGGUUUCACUGUGCUCAUCGUUGACGACAAUGACCUGAAUGUCCAGGUUCUUGCGAAACUCAUGUCCAAACUCGGACAUCAAUAUACCACAGCUACAAAUGGGCUGAUCGCCCUGAAUAAAUAUAAGGAAUCACCGUCGACUCUGAGGGUGAUUCUUAUGGAUGUCUCAAUGCCCGUAAUGGACGGGAUAGAUGCCACGAAGAACAUGCGUUCCUUCGAACACGAACACUCAUUACCCCCCGUCAAAAUAUUCGCUGUGACGGGGAUUGCAUCUACCGCGAUGCAGCAGGAGGCACUGAGAGCUGGAGUUGAUGAGUAUCUCGUCAAACCGCUGUCCCUGCACCAACUCGGGAGACUUAUCAAGGCGCACCUGUAA
Aspergillus versicolor CBS 583.65 is the source of this 3438-nucleotide messenger RNA. Its product is annotated as hybrid sensor histidine kinase/response regulator. Gene Ontology annotation, molecular function: phosphorelay sensor kinase activity; histidine phosphotransfer kinase activity; protein binding. Bases 1 to 3438 code for a protein of 1145 amino acids. The transcript has 7 exons. The record is from RefSeq and is a predicted model, not a curated record. Gene Ontology annotation, biological process: protein autophosphorylation; phosphorelay signal transduction system. Lineage: Eukaryota; Fungi; Ascomycota; Eurotiomycetes; Eurotiales; Aspergillaceae.